AUGAAUCUCACGACAAGCUAUCACGCAAUGUCACCGUCACAAAGCCCAUCCAUCCAGCCUCACUUCAUCAACUUGAACCAAUUCGAGAUGUCUAUCAUCCAAUCCAUAAAGCAAGAAACCGAAAACCUUGGUGGACCAUGGUCGUGCAAGCUGUGUAAUACCCAGUUCAUCGACAUCAUGCGGCUUGUAACUCAUCUCUUGACAUUCUGUGAUCGACAUCGUUCACUCUCUACAUUCUUGAAUGUAUCUGCAAUUCACAUUUGUAUGCUCUUGGAUGACUCUGGGUCCAUCAAGACGCUCGAAACAUACAUCCGUUUAGCUGGCAACGACACUGAUAGCGAGGUAUCUGACCUUGGCAACGACACGGAUAGCGAGGCGUCCACCCUUAGCAACGACACAAAUAGCGACGCAUCUGAUCUUGCCGAGCCUAUCAUGAGGGAAGCAAUGAGCCCGGGGAUGCUGGCGAGGGUGGUACUGGGCCUGUGUGGUUUGCCGGUAACCAGGAAGAGGAAGGUCUCAGGUCCACGAGCGAGGACGAGGGAAGCACUGAGCUCGUGGAUGAGGAUUCUACUUCUGAGGCACACGAUGAGGAUGUGA
This is a messenger RNA of Letharia columbiana, 597 nucleotides long. RefSeq lists its product as uncharacterized. The record is from RefSeq and is a predicted model, not a curated record. Lineage: Eukaryota; Fungi; Ascomycota; Lecanoromycetes; Lecanorales; Parmeliaceae. The transcript has 2 exons. The coding region runs from base 1 to 597 and encodes 198 amino acids.